Messenger RNA from Ceratosolen solmsi marchali, 996 nucleotides. Its product is annotated as transmembrane and coiled-coil domain-containing protein 6. The coding region runs from base 39 to 542 and encodes 167 amino acids. The record is from RefSeq and is a predicted model, not a curated record. Lineage: Eukaryota; Metazoa; Arthropoda; Insecta; Hymenoptera; Agaonidae. The transcript is spliced from 6 exons.
AUCGUUUAAUUCUUGGAGAAUUAGAUAAUAAUAAAAGUAUGGAAGAAUUUGUUGUAACAGCUGCUAUAAAUCUUCGAAGAAAAUCGCUUAGUCUUCUAGAAUAUAGGAAGUUACAAAAUGCUUUAAUUCAGAAUGAAAAUCAUGUCAAUGCAUUUCUCAAAGUAAAUAAUGUAAUACAAGGAUUAAGUAGAGAUCUUGCUAGCAAAUCUAUACAAAUAAAAUUGGCUGCUGCCAAUUGUUGUUGUAAUUUAGCUUUAGGCAAUUCAAAAACGUGUAUAACACUUUGUAAAUUUAUUGCUCCUUAUCUUAUUGCUGAUUUUGAAAGCAGAAAUCAACCUCUAGUUGAAGUAUGUGUUUGGACUAUCGGAAAUUUAGUUACUGAAAAUAAUAAUGUAUUUUGUAUUUUACAUGCACAAGAUUGUAUGAAAUCAUUAAUUAAUCUUGUUCGGCAAAGUUCUGAUACACUUUUACCUGCUGUCAGUUAUGCAUGUUUAAGAUAUAUUUAUUCAGAGUAUCAGAUAUUAUUAAAAUUGGAGCAAUAAUAUUAGUACGACAUCCUACAGUACUUGAUAUUGAUACAAUAUGGUUAUUAGCAAUAUUAUCAUCUGAACCUGAAUGUAAUAUGGAGUUUAUGAAAUAUAUUUUUACAAUGUGCACUUAUUUUUUUCAAGCUAUACUUACAGAUGAUAAAAAUAUCAAAAAGCCAUUCUUAGAAUUAUAUGUAACAUUAUCUCAGAAUCAUCGGGAAAAGUAGCCUUUUAUUUAUUCAGUAAUGAAUUUGAAAGAAAUUGUAUUUUUCUGAAAAAGUUAUUAUUUCAUCAAUAUAUUCAUAUUAGACAAGAUACAUUAUGGAUGUUAGGCAAUCUUUACAAUCAUUAUUUGGACUCUGUUCAAAAUUUGGUUAAAUCUAUGAUUUCUUCUUUACCAUCUUUGGAACUUGCAAUGAAUUCAAUUAAUUAAUUCAAAUACAAUAUAUUAUCAGUACAAGUAUGUUUA